AUGAGUGAAAACCUGCUGGAAGUGACCCGGGUCCUUGUCAGGUUCAGUCAGGUUCAGUCAGGUUCAGUCAGGAUCAGUCAGGAUCAUUCAGGCUCAGUCAGGUUCAGUCAGGAUCAGUCAGGUUCAGUCAGGUUCAGUCAGGAUCAGUCAGGAUCAUUCAGGCUCAGUCAGGUUCAGUCAGGAUCAGUCAGGAUCAUUCAGGCUCAGUCAGGUUCAGUCAGGCUCAGUCAGGCUCAGUCAGGAUCAGUCAGGCUCAGUCAGGAUCAGUCAGGCUCAGUUAGGUUCAGUCAGGCUCAGUCAGGUUCAGUCAGGUUCAGUCAGGUUGACCUGCUGCAGUCAAACUUCAGCACUGCUCCCAGAUUCAGAGAUGAGUUCUUCAGAAGCUAUGAGAGCAAAGUGGGAGACAGAGACGACUCCAACCUUUACAUCAGCACCAAACUGAAGGCUGCAGCCGAGAUUGGAAUCGAUGCGAAACACCUCAGGCUGCCGAAUACGUCCACACAGGACGAGGUCCUGCAGAACAUCCUGUCUGUCAACGACAACCUGUCCGUCCACGGUCUGAUCGUCCAGCUUCCUCUGGACUCUGUGAACUCCAUGGACACUGAACGCAUCACCAACGCCGUCUCUCCAGAGAAAGACGUGGAUGGUCUGAGCUGUAUUAACGCAGGGAAGUUGUCUCGAGGUGACCUGAACGACUGUUUCAUCCCCUGUACACCCAACGGCUGCAUGGAGCUCAUCAGACAGACAGGCAUGUCUGUGGCGGGGAAACACGCGGUGGUGAUUGGUCGCAGUAAGAUUGUUGGAGCGCCGAUGCACGACCUGCUGCUGUGGAACCACGCCACCGUGACCACCUGUCACUCCAAGACCCCCGACCUACCCGAACAGGUGGGCCGGGCUGACAUCCUGGUGGUGGGGGCGGGGCGAGCGGAGAUGGUGAGAGGAGAGUGGGUGAAGGAGGGCGCCGUGGUCAUCGACUGUGGAAUCAACCACGUACCAGAUGAGACGAAGGCGAGCGGUAAACGGGUCGUCGGAGACGUCCACUACGACUCAGCCUAUCAGAGAGCAGGAUUCAUCACCCCUGUUCCAGGAGGGGUGGGGCCGAUGACGGUGGCCAUGCUCAUGGAGAACACGGUGCAGAGCGCUCAGCGGUUCCUCCUGAAGAACCACAGGAGGUGAAACUCUGAAGCAGGAUGAAGAGCAAACAGUCUUCGACCUUUAAACUCCACUGGCUAUUCGGAGGACGUCGUCAUGGAAACAGCAGCAGAGACAUCCCAUCUGUUUCCUGCUGACGUCAACAGGAAGUGAUCAAACACCUGAUCGAUGUAUCAUCGAGUUUUUUUUUAAUGUUUAUGAGCUCUGUGUUUGUAAACAACCUGAUGAUCAAUAAAGUUUCGGUUUCACCUGAACAAACGUCAAGAUUUGAUUUAUAUAUUUAUGUUUUUCUACUUGAUGAGACGAAGAAUCCAGAUGUUGACAACAACAAACCAACAGAUGUGUAAACAAUAAGAACAAUAAAUCAUGUGAUCUGUGUUUUAUAAAAAUGUUUCAAUGAAUAAUAAAGUUGGAGCUGAUGUUUGUCACACUGUGUCGUAUAAAUAAAGUUUAUUAUCAAAUCAAA
This is a messenger RNA of Epinephelus lanceolatus (giant grouper), 1618 nucleotides long. The record is from RefSeq and is a predicted model, not a curated record. Lineage: Eukaryota; Metazoa; Chordata; Actinopteri; Perciformes; Serranidae.